Aspergillus pseudonomiae is the source of this 788-nucleotide messenger RNA. RefSeq lists its product as uncharacterized. The record is from RefSeq and is a predicted model, not a curated record. The transcript has a single exon. Bases 144 to 419 code for a protein of 91 amino acids. Lineage: Eukaryota; Fungi; Ascomycota; Eurotiomycetes; Eurotiales; Aspergillaceae.
GCGCAAGCUCAGAUUUCCAAUAGCUAUAAUAUAACUGAUGAUGAUACCUUAGAUAUGUGUACAUGUUUCCCCGGGAGAGGAUAGCUACCUGGUAAUGUCUCGGGUUGUGUGUUUGGGGGAUCGACGUGUCUGAUUGCGAAUAGAUGAUAUACACUCCCUCCCGACUCCCCCAACUCAGAUGCUCCUACGGGGGCCACACUCCUGUGUAUGUUUCUGGUUCCUGUCGUUGUCAGUGCUCAUUGUUCGUAGGUACUACGAUUGCAGCUCUUGAGAUUAACCAGUUGCGUGGCCUGUCCAUCGGAUCUGCUACCAGGAGAUACUCAGGAGGUGCAUUACUUAAAACAGUAAUACAACCUUCGACCGAGCCAGGUUAUGCGGCGUGCUUGAGGAGCUGGAGUGUGAGCAAUGCACCAGGUUAAAACUGGACUAUGGCAAGCCCAGUCUAAUCUUAAAAGGUCCCGCCCGAAACCCGACUAGAGAUAUUCAAGCGUAUUUCCGUUGCGUCCAUACUUGCCACUAAAGCUGCAUUGCCAUUGAUGAAUGCCACCGUUCUUUCAGGCAAUCUUUGGAAGAAAGUACUGCAAGCUGAUAUGCCUUGGCUCUGAGAGCUCCAGGAUACUGGCACGUUUCACUCUAGGGAGUCGGUGUCUCGACUCUCCCUGACGCUCCUGGAUCUUUUCAAAAGUCUCAGUAUAAGGAAGGGACAUGGACAUAUAUUCCCGGGCUUGUCAACCGGAAGAGGAUCUGGGAUGUUUGCAAGCAGAUCAGAGAAUAUUAUGCAGGAGAGG